Molecule: messenger RNA, 687 nt
Organism: Aspergillus puulaauensis
Lineage: Eukaryota; Fungi; Ascomycota; Eurotiomycetes; Eurotiales; Aspergillaceae
Product: putative GPI anchored protein
Exons: 2
Coding region: 1-687 (228 amino acids)
Source: RefSeq, a predicted model, not a curated record
AUGAAAUUUCUUAUCUUCCCCCCGGCACUUCUGGCGUCUCUCACUGCCGCCCAUUUCACCAUCAACUACCCUCCCUCCCGGGGCACCGAUGAAAAGACUCAGUCCGAAUUUCCCUGUGGGGGAUUCUCUCAACCCUCCAGCCGCACCAUGAUCUCUCUCUCCUCACCCAGAUUCCCCAUUUCGGUGGAUCUGGGCCAUGACCAAACAGCCGUUCGGUUCCUCCUUGCCGUAGGCUCAGCCCCAGGCACGAACUACAACAUCACCCUCAGCAAGACCUUCCGGGUGGAAGGACUGGGUGAAUUCUGCGUACCUGAUGUGACUCUCUCCGAAGAUGCACUGGGAAGAAAGCUCGAGGACGGGUUGGAUAUGACGUUGCAAGUACAGGCAAAUGGACAUCCUGACGGGGGCUUGUAUGCUUGUGCCGAUCUCCAACUCACUACGGAAAAUAUCCCUGGUCCAUCCAAGUCCACAUGCAAGAAUAACACUGGCAUUACUGCUGUCCCUUUCACUGGCGCCGCGGCAGACCGAAAUGCCAACGUCUCGACUCCAGAGGGAAACUCGCAGGGUGGUGAGGAUACCAAAAAUAAGGGUGAGUCGCAUGCUCCCUUUUUGACUGGUGGAGCGGUGUUGCAGGCGGCUUCUUGGGGCGUUUUGGGCGUUUCGGUUCUUGGGUCACUGGCGAUUUGA